Messenger RNA from Pelagomonas calceolata, 1839 nucleotides. Lineage: Eukaryota; Pelagophyceae; Pelagomonadales; Pelagomonadaceae. The record is from the annotation of a GenBank genome assembly.
CAUUAUUUGCUCUCCGUAGUAUUGGGGCUGUUUUGAAGCCCCAGUGGGCUCAGAGAAGCAGUUGACAGUGGCGCGCAGCACUCAGCUAACCACAGGUCAGCCCUGGGACCGAGCCGCGCCUCCGACACGCCCCAAAUCAGUCGUAACUCUAAGGCACGAUGGAUCACGGCGUUUGGCACCAAGCGAGAGAUGCGGGCGGUCGCCUCUAUUUUUUCAACGACGCCGGUGAAACGCGCUGGGAUUGGCCCGGCGGCGAGGCGGCGCCGCUGGCUGUGCAGAAUGCCUUCGCGGGAGCGCUGCAGCAGCCCGUCGUCCCCGGGGGCAACGCGCCCAUCUCGCGAGAGUUGGCGGAGAGAUGCCUCGGGGAGAUGCGGCGCGACAAAGCGGAGCUCGCGCGGCUCGAGGGAGAGCUCGCGGCCGCCGCCGACCGCGACUCGCAACUGGAUGCCCAAUUCGCGGCAGCCGUCGCCGACCGGGCCGCGCUCGCGACCGCCGCGGCCGAGAGCCGCCGCGCAGCCGCGGACCGCGCCCUCAGCUGCGCCACCGCUGCCUUGGCCGACGCGUGGCUCGCGACGGAGGCCCGUCUGCCCGACGUCGAGGCCGCCUGGGCCCGGGCCUGGCCCGCGCCCGCGCCCGCGCCGCCCCCGGACGACGACGACCUCCGGCAGCUGCUUGACGGCGACGCCGCCGCGCCACCGGCGCCGAUGGAGACGGACGACGACGACGACCUGGCCCGCGCCCUCGCCAUGUCGCGCGAGGAGGCGCCGCCGCCGCCGCCUGAAGACGAAGACAUUGACGGCGACGGCAUGGCCUUCGAUCCCGCGCUCCUGCAACCGGCCACCCGGUGGCCGGGUCCCACCGGCGGCGACAGCACCGACGACGACACGCCGCCGUCGCCCGCGCCCGCGCGGCCCACGCGCGCGCCGAAACGCCCCAAGAAGCUCGAGGACGCCGCGCCGGCGCCGAAGAAGCGGGCGCGUGUGUCGACGGACGGUGCGCCGCUAGCGCGCGAUCCUCCCGGCGCCACGGCCGCGGCGCCGGACAGCAUCAUGGCCACGGUCCAGGGCCAGCUGUCGGACACGCUUUAUAGCAAGAAGCAGAUAUUGGAGCUCAUGCCCAACGGCCAGGGCUCGCACGUGCCCGCGGUCUACGCGGCAGGGGGCGUGAUCUACGCGCUUUGCUUCUCCGAGGACUCGAACCCGGGCCUGCCGACCGUCGUCGAGAUCUCCUGCGGCACGCAGCGCCGGAAGCAAGUGACCCAGUUUCAGGAGCUCCAGCGUCGCCGCGGGACUGUCCCUCUGUUCGUCUGCCUCAAGACGGCGCGCGGCCGCCUCGAGCUCCUACCGAGCGGCUCGGGUAGCAAGGGGUUCCGCUUCGCCGGCAUGCGCUCGGUUGUGUCCGUGGAGACACACUCGACGCCGAAAAUGGUCGGCGGCGAAGCGAGGCAGGCGACCGUGACGCUGUCGGCGCCGACCGCGGGAGAAACAUGCCCGCUGCAGGUCGCUGGCAUCCCUCGAGCCAUCCAGGUCGCGGGAGCGCCGGCGCCGGCGCCGGCUCCGCCCGCUGCGCCGCCCGUGACGCCGGCUCCGGCUCCUCCGCCGCGACCCGCGGCGCCAGUGACACCGGCCCAGCCGCGCAUGGUGACCUCGGGGGCGGUGUGGAGUGAGGGUGCGGCGUCCGGCGUGAUGGUCCGGUGCCCAGAAGGCGUCGGCGUCGGGCAGACUCUGAUGUUCGAACACUCCGAGUCGGGCAGAAAAUUCAAGGUCGUCGUGCCCGCCGGGGUCGCACCGGGGCAGGAGUUCCGCGUGCCCCUGCCCUCGUAAGUAGACUGAUUGUGCU